Messenger RNA from Acanthocheilonema viteae, 747 nucleotides. NCBI's taxonomy places the organism in Eukaryota, Metazoa, Nematoda, Chromadorea, Rhabditida, Onchocercidae. The record is from the annotation of a GenBank genome assembly.
AUGGUACUGCUUGGUAAGCUUAAUGAGCAAGCAAUCGUUGAUAAUCUACGAAAGCGUUUCAUGGCUAAUUCUAUUUUUACAUACAUUGGACCGGUACUUAUAACAGUUAAUCCAUUCAAAGAUAUGCCAUACUUCACGGAAAAAGAGAUGGAAUUGUAUCAGGGAGCAGCGCAAUACGAAAAUCCUCCACAUAUUUAUGCUCUUGCUGAUAAUAUGUUUAGCCAAUGUGUUAUAAUAAGCGGUGAAAGUGGUGCUGGUAAAACGGUUCAAGCUAAAUAUAUAAUGGGAUAUAUUGCUCGAAUAUCUGGUGGUGGACAACGACUUCAGCAUGUAAAAGAUGUCAUUUUACAAUCAAAUCCGUUGUUAGAAUCGUUUGGUAAUAGCGCCACUGUUAGAAAUUGGAAUUCUAGUCGUUUUGGUAAAUAUGUUGAAAUUAUAUUCAGCAGAGGAGGUGAACCAAUUGGUGGAAAGGUAUCCAAUUUUCUACUCGAAAAAUCCCGAGUAGUACAUCAGAGUCAGGGAGAGCGUAAUUUUCAUAUAUUUUAUCAAUUAUGCGCUGGAGCAGACAAAAACUUGAAAACUAAUCUUGGUAUUACGACAUUGGAUUAUUACAAUUAUUUGAAUCACAGUGGUUGUUAUACAGUUGAUGGAAUCGAUGAUGCUAAAGAAUUUAAACAAAUUCUCGUAAGUGAUGGAAUAUUUAAUAGAAAUAAAAAUUCAACAAUGCUGAAAAAUCUUGCUAUGUAA